GCAUUUAAAAAUACUUAACCCCUAGAUUAAUUGAAGUAUAGAAGAUUCCACUAUACUUUUAGCUGACAAUACUUUCUUUCAAUAUAACAUUAUACCAAAAGUUAUUUACGUAAACCCACACUGCUAUACUAGUUCAAAAUACUGAACUGUAAAUAGGUGUUGUAUUGAAGGCAGUAUUGUCAGUUCAAACAGUUCAGUGUGUAUGAGAACUUUUUCUAUCAUAAAGUUAAAUUUUUUACUUGGUGUAUCAUUCAUAAUAUUCUCGUCAAUGACAUACAUUAUCGAAAACAAAACCAGAGAAGAACUUCAAUCGGUCAGUCAAAUUUUGAGUAUCAGUUUGUAAUACUUUCCUACAAAUCAUUUGGAAUACUCGAGGAAGAAAGAUGGACCUUCAUAUUUGAAUUUUAUAACUGUGUUUUGAAUUUGUGCCGCCAUGUUUGAGUUGACACAUUAUCUAACCAAUUUUACCAGUAUUUUCAAUUAAGUGAAUAUAUUUUCACCCACAUUUGAAAAUAAAUAAUCUAUACCUGAAGUUUGAUAAUAGCUGUACGUUUUCUCAAGAGAUUUAUCUCUGUAUACGUACACGUGUUAAAUGGAAAGAAAAGACGAAGGCAAAGAGAAGCAAUGUCGAUCUAAAAAGUCUGCAACUAAAAGAACAAUGAACGAAAAAAAUAGAAGGAAUACCCAACGCGUUACACCACAUACGGAGCGGAACGCUUCUGGCCGUAAUUGGGAAUUGUUUAAAAACAUAGUAUCCAACUCAUCUCCCGUAGAAGUAGAUACUCCCGGCAAAGAAAAUGUUAAGAAAAAGUCGGUUCCUUAUCACCAAAGGUCUAAGAAGAAACAUACACUUAUUCUGAGUCCGGACACUAAGCCACAAUUCAACGAAGAAGAAGAAGAUUAUGAUAAUCAUAAGAAGAAACUGACAAAGCAUAUAGCUAUGGAUUGUGAGAUGGUAGGCAUAGGUGACGGCACUGAAAGUAUGAUAGCUAGGGUGUCUAUUGUGAAUUCCCACAGCUACUGCAUUUAUGACAAAUAUGUUAAACCAAGGGAGCCUGUUCAAGAUUACAGAACUAAAGUGAGUGGUAUCCGGCCCCAUGAUCUUCAAAAUGGAGAAGACUUUCAAGUUGUUCAAAAAGAAGUAGCAGAGAUUUUAAGAGGACGUAUUUUAGUUGGACAUGCUUUGAAGCAUGAUUUGGAUGUUCUAUAUCUAUCACAUCCAAGGAAACAUUUGAGGGACACUUCCAGGUUUAAAACCUUCCGACAAUUAUCAAGAGGAAAUACACCUAGCUUAAAAAAACUUGCUUACGAACUGUUAGGUAGAGAAAUACAAACAGGAGAACAUAGCUCAGUUGAAGAUGCGAAAGCUGCGAUGCAGCUGUAUGUACUGUAUAAAAAUAAGUGGGAGUCCGAAUUUUAUUCUAAACGAUAAUUUUUCAUAGGAUGAAAGUUCAUCCCUUCCAUUGAAAAAUCUCAGAGAAUUGCGAAUACACAAGGAACUUUCAUGCGUUUAAUAAGUACUAAUUUUGAUCACUGUAUUUUUAUUCAGUACAAAUCAUGAAAUACACAUAUAUAUAUACGUUUAUAUUAUAUAACAUGAAAUCAGAUUAAUUUGACACUAGUUUCUAAGAUUAUAUUUAUACCAAGGACCAAUUCUCAAUAACUUGUAUCUUUGCAGAAUAAUCUGAAACACAAGACUACAAAUCUUAGAUCGGCUUGUCCAUAUCUAAAUGUGUAAAUAGGAAAUGUUGUUGUCAGAGUAUAAUGAAUUCUGUUAAAAAAUUAAAAAAUAUAUUUCUUUUUCAUACAGA
Nomia melanderi (Alkali bee) is the source of this 1811-nucleotide messenger RNA. RefSeq names its product RNA exonuclease 4. Lineage: Eukaryota; Metazoa; Arthropoda; Insecta; Hymenoptera; Halictidae. Gene Ontology annotation, biological process: rRNA processing. Gene Ontology annotation, molecular function: nucleic acid binding; 3'-5' exonuclease activity. The record is from RefSeq and is a predicted model, not a curated record. Gene Ontology annotation, cellular component: nucleus.